UCACAAUUUUUUCACGCGAUUUACAUUUAUUUGUGUUUCCGAGUUGGCACAGAAGAAGGAUGUCAAGCGAAGCCACGAUCCUCCAUUCAACCAUGCAGCCUUGUGAUUACACGGCACCACAGGUUCCUUGAUCAUCAUCUGUUUCGCUUGUAAUAGUAUUGCACGGGACCUGGAAAUCGGAUGUGGGAAACCAACACCAGUGACAGCUUCUUCUGAAUACUAUAUAUGACAUACAUGGUGGGAACGAUUAUCCUCGUUGUCAUACUCAAGAGACCAGCAAGCUUAGGUUUGUUUGAUAGUCCCAUAAUUUCAAAAAGGAAUCAAAUCUCGGAUAGCUUCCCAUAGUAGUUACUCUAUUAUAACCACGAAACAACCACGUCAAAAGAAUGAGCACCACCACUGCCACUGAAAUUCCCGAGCAAGCCCUACAAUCCGCAACCACAAAACCUACAAUGACGACAUCUUCUCCCAGCAGCAAGAGCGGCGCUCCGUUUGAUUUGGAGACCACCUUGACGUAUGACAGCAUCGAAUAUUGGGCCAAGAAAGAUCCCAAACGCACAGCCCUCGUCAUCACAGACAAACAAUGGCAAGUGGACAAAGAAGCAAAAUUGAAGGGAAAACACACCGUGGGGAAUCCCAAAGAAUGGACGGUUGUGACCUACGAGGAUUUUUAUGCUUUGGUCAACCGCUUCCGAGUGGCAUUGCAUCAAGCUGGAAUCCCACUCCCAAAGCCGGGACAACGACCCUACAAAAUUCUAUUACUCUUUGCACCGUCCAAUCGAGCCCAAGUCUUGGCAUUGCUCAUUGCCAUGCAAGCCACGGGGUGCAUCUUUCUCUUUGGAGGAAGACCCGAAGAUUUUGGAGGACUAAAAGGGUUUUUGGCCACCAUGCUCCGACUGGAACCCGACAUUGUCAUUGCCAACCGCGUCGUGCACACCAUCUUUCGGACUCUUUGCAUGACACUCAAAUACAAGAAAAAGGUCAAGUGGAUCAAGGGCACGGUAUUGACCAAAAAAGCACCCAAAUUGACACCAGCCACACUCCAGGAAUACGAACAGCACAAAGCCGACAGGGCCAAGGCAAUUUCCCUCGAUACCGUCGCCACCAUCAUGUUCUCCAGUGGUACCACAGGCCCACCGUCACCCAUUGAAAUCACACAUCGCAUGCUCUGCUUUCAAGCGGCGGGAUAUGCGGAAAUGUUGCAAAACCACUUGGGCAAAGACCUCUACCAGGAAAACACCACAACUACCACUUCCGGUGCCAGACGCGAUGGACCCUGGAUAUCCACACACAUCUUUGUCAACUUUGUCAUGCUGGAUGUGGUCUGCGGUGGAACGGCCGUCAUGCAACCCAUGGGGAUCGCGGCUCCUGAUAAAACGGUGGAUGCCGACAUGUUAUUGACCGUUUGGGAUCAUUUCAAUACCCAAAUAUGUUCGGCUCCACCGGCCUUGUGGACACGGCUGAUCAAACUCAAGCGACAACGAGACCAACAACCAGGCAAUAAACCUUUGGUACAGGACUUGAAACUGGCAUUUGUCGGAGGCGCCGAGACGUCGGCUAGUUUUGCCCGCGACAUGGCCAAGGAGUUUAUCCGGCCCUCCCAAGAUGGUUCCAAGUCGGGAGUAUACCGUGUGUAUGGUACCACACAAGUGCUGCCCAUUGCCAUGGCCAGUGAUACCGAAAUCUGCCAAGCAGAAGAUGCUCACAGAUAUUGUGAAAAGGGUUAUGGCGUGCUGUUGGGGUCGGUGGUGGAUGGACUCGACGUGACAAUUGACAAGGAAAAGUUUGAAAGCAAGGGAGGCAAGUCCAAGCUGGCAAUGGCGUCUCUUCCGGACGUGGAAAUUGGAGAAUUGUGUGUGCUGGGAGAAGCGGUUUCUCCUUCCAUGGAAAUUGCCUCCCAGCCAUCCGGCAAGGUGCCCACAUAUAUCUUUCGGUCGGGAGAUAUCUGCUACCUGGAACCAACCACCCAAAAUAUUUACUUUAUGGGACGCAUGGCCCAAGCCGUCGAUUGUGGCAGUGAAAUGGGUAAGGUUCCGCCGGUGGGCGUGGAAAUGGUGGCACUGGAAACCAAAACAGUUCAUCGAUGUGCCUUUGUGGGUGUGCCUCGCAAAGAUGGGACUGUAUCGCCCACUCUGGUCGUCCAAUUCGAAGACCCAAAGCACGGAGAUGUCGAAGCAGCUCGCAAAGCUAUUCGUACAGCAUUGGAAGGAAGUGUUUGGGCUCCCAUCCUCAAGCACUGCAGCAACCUCUCUGUGGUUGUCUAUCCCAAAGUAUGGCCUGUGGAUCAUCGCCACUCCUCCAAGACCAAUCGUUUCAUGCUCCGUGAUUGGGCUGCCAAGACAGACUCGAAAAAAUUCCAUAGCGUUUAGAACAGGAAGAGUCAGUCACAACUACAUGUAGUGUUUAACUAAUUUUGAAAAAGGAACUAGCAUUGCAUUACUACAGUCUGGCG
Molecule: messenger RNA, 2452 nt
Organism: Seminavis robusta
Lineage: Eukaryota; Bacillariophyta; Bacillariophyceae; Naviculales; Naviculaceae
Source: the annotation of a GenBank genome assembly